Messenger RNA from Panonychus citri (citrus red mite), 3680 nucleotides. Its product is annotated as glucose dehydrogenase [FAD, quinone]-like. Lineage: Eukaryota; Metazoa; Arthropoda; Arachnida; Trombidiformes; Tetranychidae. Gene Ontology annotation, molecular function: oxidoreductase activity, acting on CH-OH group of donors; flavin adenine dinucleotide binding. The record is from RefSeq and is a predicted model, not a curated record. The transcript has 6 exons. Bases 1052 to 2908 code for a protein of 618 amino acids.
UGUAAACCCCUUUUCUCCUUAAUAAAUAUUUCCUUGCCCUUCACUCCACUUUUAUCAUCCGCAUCUUCAUCUUCAUCUUCAUCUUCAUCAGCUCCUGCAUCGCCAUCACAGCAAAUGUACACUCACCAUCAGAUCACUUGAGAAUCGACCAACCGACCGAUCCUAAAUCCCGUUCAUUCAAGGGCAAUUUAUAUCAAUUCGUGUUUAAUUUUGUUUCGUUUUUUUUUUAAUUCUAAUCAAAUUUUUCUUUUAAUAUUCAUCACAAUUUAUAAAUUCAAGCUCUGGUUUUAAUUUGCCUCUGGGUUAACUAAUAAUCUACAUCAUCUUAAUCAUUAUUAUCAUCACAGCAUCAACAUCAUCCUAAAGAUCUGCCAGAAGCAACUUUUCAUCCUCAUCACUUUGAUCAUCUUUCUAAAUCAGAUGACCUUAUAUUUUAAUAACAAUUAACUUGAUUUACUAUUAACUUGGUUUAAUUUUGCAUCUCACAAACUGUAUCAUCGUAAUUUUAAUCAUUUCAAGUUUCUUUUCUCAAUCGAUUGUGUAUCUGAUUAGUGUUUAUCCAUCUUAAUUUACUAAUUGUUAUUUGCCCAUUUGGAUUAAACCACAAAAUUUUGUAACAAUUUAUAUUUCCGUGUACAAUUUUUAUCUUAAUUGUUUCAAAGUUUCUCUAAUGAUAAUGUGAUAAUCAAUGGAAAUCAAUGUGACUAAUUUUACUAAUCAUCAAUGGAUUAACUAAAUUGUGACCAUUUCAAACUAAAAUUAUCAUCAAUUCUAAUAUACACUGACCCUUGUCCACUUGUGAUACUAUUUAAAAAAAAAAGAAAAUGCUAAAUCACAAUUAACUAUUGUGAUCACAAUCAACAAUAUAAAGAUAAUUUAAAUAUCAUUUACUUUGUGAUCUUCGAAACUUUAAAUUAUCAUCAUCAUCAUUAUCAUCAUUAGACAUCAUUAGAAAUCAACAGCAAUUAAAGUAAUUUAAAUCUCAUCAAAGUAGCCUUAAUUUUCUGGUAACAAUUAACUUUAACAAUUUAGAUAUUAAUAGUAAAUUAAAAUGUUUGCCAAAGCAAGUGUUGCCCUUUUCCCGGCUCUUAUACCGAUAUUAUCAUUCUGGAUCGCCCGGAAAAGUGACCCUGUAUUUCCGGUCACUCGAGAUACUUGGGAUAAGGAGUAUGAUUAUAUCAUAGUUGGCGCUGGUUCUGCUGGUUCCGUUCUGGCCAAUAGACUGUCCGAAGAUCCAAGAGUUAAGGUUUUACUAUUGGAAGCGGGUGGAAGUGAAAACAUAAUAAGUGACAUUCCCAUCGCCUAUCAAAUGCUCCAACACACCCCGAUGGACUGGAGCUACCUGACGGAGCCUCAAGAGUCAUCGUGUUUUGGCCUGAAAGAUAAACGAUCCCGUUGGCCACGAGGUCGAGUCCUUGGAGGGUCAAGUGUAAUGAAUGUGAUGCUCUAUGUUAGAGGUAACCGAUUGGACUACGAGAAUUGGGUCAAAAACGGUGCCAUCGGAUGGAGCUGGGAGGAAGUGUUUCCAUAUUUCCUUAAAUCCGAAGACAAUAGAGAUUCAAAUUACGCUUUUAAUGGUUAUCAUGGUCGUGGUGGACCACUGACCGUUCAAUCAAGUCCAUACUUAAGUCCGUUAGGCGCUGCUUGGCCUGCGGCUGGACAAUUUUUGGGUUACAAGUACGUUGAUGUUAAUGGCGCUUCUCAAACAGGUUUCACGAUCCCUCAAGGUACAAUAAGACGAGGUGCCCGUUGUAGUACAGCGAAGGCCUAUUUAAUUCCGGCCAAGAAUCGGCCUAAUCUUCACGUGAUUGCAUUCGCUUAUGUAACAAGAAUAAUUUUCAAUGAGAUGAAAAAAGCAGUCGCUGUUCAAUUUGAUCGUUUUUCACUUUCUUAUUUGGUUUAUGCUCGAAAAGAGAUUAUCUUAUCCGGUGGAUCAAUUAAUUCACCACAAUUAUUGAUGAUCUCAGGAAUUGGACCCGCACAGCACCUUAAAGAUCACGGGAUUCCUGUGAUUGCUGAUCUACCUGUUGGUGCCAAUCUUCAAGAUCACAUUUAUCCCGGUGGAAUGACCUUCUCAAUCAAUGCAAAGGUCACUCUAUCUCAAGAUCGUAUUUUCAAUGCAGCCAAUUUGGGAAAAUAUUUUACCAAAGGAAAUGGACCUUUAACCUCUUUGGGUGGAGUUGAAGGGUUAGCAUUUAUCCGUACAAAACGGGUUAACCAAACGAUAGAUUGGCCUGACGUUGAGAUGCACUUUGUAACGGGUAAUGUUGUUGCCGAUGGUGGUAAAAGUUUAGUCGGAUUAACUGGCCUUAAUCCGGAAAUUUGGAACCGUGUUUUCCUACCUUAUACUCUUGUAGACACUUUUACCCUUGACCCCGUUUUAUUGAGACCCAAAAGUCGAGGUUAUGUCCGUUUAAGAUCAGCUAAUCCCUAUGAUCAUCCAAUCAUUGAUCCCAAAUACUUAUCUCAUCCGGAUGAUGUUUUGACCAUCGUCGAGGCCAUGAAAAUAGCUCUGGCCAUCGGCUUAUCGCCUCCACUGGCCUCUUUUGGGGCUAAACUGAUUGAAACCGUUUUCCCGGGCUGUGAGGUUUACAUUUACCUGUCCGAUGAGUACCUUGCCUGUGUCGCUCGUGUUUUCACCUCGACGAUUUACCACCCGGUUGGUACUUGUAAAAUGGGCUCUUCUUGGGAUCCCACGGCGGUAGUUGACCCUGAAUUAAGAGUUCUCGGCGGUGUUUCCGGUUUAAGGGUAAUUGAUGCCUCGGUUAUGCCGACAAUCAUUUCCGGUAACACUAAUGCACCAACAAUCAUGAUUGCUGAAAGAGGAGCUGAUCUAAUUAAGGGUAAAUUGUUAACACCUUUAUCAAGUCCGAUAAUUGCCCAAGCUUACCCAAUAAUUGCUGGUUAAAGACAAUUAGACAAACUCAUUUAUUUAAUUAAUUACACUAAUAUACACAUACAUAAACCACCUUCAUCACAAUUAGUUGAUUACUUUGAUUAGGAUUGAUUAACACCCAAGGCUGCCACUGAUGCUGGUGUCUAUUAUUGUGUAAUCAUCAUCCUCUUCAUCUUAAUCAUCUUGAUUGAACAUCACUAUUUGUCAUCCGUUUUUUCACAAUUAACAAGCCUCACCGUUAAUUGUUGUCAUUGUUACACUUAAUUGUCACUAUAUUUCACUCCCUAACUUUUAAUUAUUACUAAUUGUCCAUACAUGGUGCCAUUUAAAGUACAAUUGUGACCUAAUUAAGCUUUUUUUUGGUUAAUUGUUCAUUUUUUUAACGUUGUAUUUUUAUCAUUAGGAUUUUUUAGUAAUCAAAUGAGUUGACUAGUCAGUUAUUAAUUAAGGGAAACAAUAAACUAUCAAUUUGUUUAUUUUCCCCAAUUUAAAACAAUUAACAACUAAACGAUACAAUUAAAACAUUUACCUUGUUGUUGCCUUGAGGGGUGAAUACUUGGGUUUUCACAACAAUUAACACAAUCGAUGAUUAAUUAAUCAUAUUAAUCAUAUGAAAAUCAGAGUAACAAAUAUAAUAAGCUGUUAAUUGUUGUUUCUUUUACUAUUACAUUAUUUUUAUAAUUUCUAAAUUGUUAAUUGAUGGCACACAAAUGAUUAACUCUUAUUACGAGAUUGAAUUAUGAUAAAUACACAACAAUUAAAAGUUAAUAAAGUAAAAAAAAAA